Messenger RNA from Magnolia sinica, 2799 nucleotides. Its product is annotated as heat shock protein 90-5, chloroplastic. The record is from RefSeq and is a predicted model, not a curated record. Gene Ontology annotation, molecular function: ATP-dependent protein folding chaperone; ATP hydrolysis activity; ATP binding. NCBI's taxonomy places the organism in Eukaryota, Viridiplantae, Streptophyta, Magnoliopsida, Magnoliales, Magnoliaceae. Gene Ontology annotation, biological process: protein folding; protein stabilization; cellular response to heat. The transcript has 19 exons. The coding region runs from base 100 to 2490 and encodes 796 amino acids. Gene Ontology annotation, cellular component: perinuclear region of cytoplasm; protein-containing complex; cytosol.
AGGGUUUUUGUUGCUUGUUAUCUCUGGAAUCGGUCUCUCUCUCUCUGAGAAACCAAACAAUUGUAAGAAAUUACGAUUCUGCCCCUAGGGUUUCACGCAAUGGCGCCUGUUCUGAGCAGGAGCGUGGGAGCCGCUUCAAUCCCAUCUUUCCAUUUUCGAUCUUCUUUGAAGAAUAAUGGAAGAGGAUUGAAAUGCGCAACUCCGUUUCUUCCGCAAACCGUUUUUAGAAGCAGAUUCUCUGCAGAUUUGGGUCUGAAAUGGAAGGUGGAGGAGGGGAGAGGUGGUCGGAUGGUAUCGGUUAGGUGCGAUGCAGCGGUUGCGGAGAAAGAGGCUCCUGAAGCUUCCGGGGAGAAGUUUGAGUACCAGGCUGAGGUCAGCCGUCUUUUGGACUUGAUAGUUCACAGUCUGUAUAGCCACAAGGAAGUAUUUCUCCGGGAGCUUGUAAGUAAUGCAAGUGAUGCACUGGAUAAACUAAGAUUUUUAAGUGUGACCGAACCUUCUCUUCUUGGAGAUGCUGGUGAAUUGGAGAUCCGCAUCAAGCCAGAUCCAGAAAAGGGGACCAUUACCAUAACUGAUACUGGUAUUGGGAUGACAAAAGAAGAGCUCAUUGAUUGUCUUGGAACUAUUGCUCAGAGUGGUACCUCGAAAUUCCUAAAGGCGCUUAAGGAAAAUCAGGAUCUUGGUGCCGAUAAUGGCUUGAUCGGUCAGUUUGGUGUUGGAUUCUACUCAGCUUUCCUCGUUGCAGACAGGGUGGUUGUAUCAACAAAGAGUCCAAAGUCCGAUAAGCAGUAUGUGUGGGAAGCCAUAGCAGACAGUAGUUCAUAUGUGAUAAGGGAAGAGACGGCUCCUGAAAACCAACUGCGUCGUGGAACACAAAUUACGCUCUAUCUCAGGCCAGAUGAUAAAUAUGAAUUUGCGGAGCCAACAAGGAUUCAGGGGUUGGUUAAAAAUUAUUCGCAGUUUGUCUCCUUCCCCAUCUACACCUGGCAAGAAAAAUCAAGGACUGUGGAGGUGGAAGAAGAGGAAGAACCAAAAGAGGGCGAAGAAGCACAGCCGGAGGGUGAAAAGAAGAAGAAGAAGAAGACUGUAACUGAGAAAUAUUGGGACUGGGAGCUUGCAAAUGAGACAAAGCCUAUUUGGAUGCGUAAUCCAAAGGAAGUAGAGAAAGAUGAAUAUCACGAAUUCUACAAGAAGACAUUUAAUGAGUUCUUGGACCCACUUGGAUACACCCACUUCACGACAGAGGGUGAGGUGGAAUUCAGAAGCGUUCUUUACAUACCUGGAAUGGCACCUCUUAACAAUGAGGACAUAGUGAACCCAAAGACGAAGAACAUACGUUUAUAUGUAAAACGUGUGUUUAUUUCAGAUGAUUUUGAUGGUGAACUGUUUCCUCGAUAUUUGAGCUUUGUGAAGGGUGUUGUUGAUUCGAAUGACCUUCCUCUUAAUGUUUCUCGAGAAAUCCUUCAAGAAAGUCGAAUUGUAAGAAUUAUGCGAAAGAGGCUUGUUAGGAAAACAUUUGACAUGAUUCAGGAUAUAUCAGAAAGCGAAAACAAAGAGGAUUACAAAAAAUUCUGGGAGAAUUUCGGGAAGCUUCUCAAAUUGGGUUGCAUUGAGGACUCAGCAAACCACAAGCGCAUCACACCUUUGUUGCGAUUCCAUUCAUCCAAGAGCGAGGAGGAAUUGAUAAGCCUAGAUGAAUAUGUUGAAAGCAUGGGUGAGAACCAGAAUGCUAUCUAUUACUUGGCCACGGACAGCCUGAAAAGUGCGAAAACGGCCCCGUUCUUGGAGAAGCUGGUCCAAAAGGACAUUGAGGUUCUGUAUCUGGUGGAGCCCAUUGAUGAGGUUGCUAUUCAAAACCUACAGACCUACAAAGAGAAAAAAUUUGUUGAUAUCAGCAAGGAAGAUUUGGAGUUGGGUGAUGAGGACGAGGUGAAAGAAAGAGAAAACAAGCAAGAAUACAAUCUCCUCUGUGACUGGAUUAAGCAACAGCUUGGUGAUAAGGUGGCCAAAGUGCAAGUGUCGAAGCGUCUGAGCUCAUCACCCUGUGUGCUUGUCUCUGGCAAGUUUGGAUGGUCUGCUAACAUGGAGAGGUUAAUGAAAGCACAGACCCUUGGUGACACGUCUAGCUUGGAAUUCAUGAGAGGGAGGAGAAUUUUAGAGGUCAAUCCAGAUCAUCCCAUCAUUAAGGAUCUCAAUGCUGCAUGCAAGAAUGCCCCAGAAAGCAGCGAAGCUAAGAGAGCUGUUGACCUAUUGUAUGAUACCGCAUUGAUCUCAAGUGGAUUCACGCCUGAUAGCCCAGCCGAGUUGGGUGGCAAAAUAUAUGAGAUGAUGUCCAUUGCCCUGGGUGGAAGAUGGGGAAGAUUGGAAUCAGAAGAAGAAGCGGAUGCAGAUUCCGAAGCAAGCUCCGAAGCCGGCCCUGCUGAAAGCUCGGAUGCUGAGGUGGUUGAGCCCUCAGAGGUGCGGUCGGAGACUGAUCCUUGGAGGGAUUGAGUCGUUCUCUUUGGCAGAAUUGAGAGUUCUUCACUGGAAGGUGAUAUCAAGAAGUGGUUGUAGGUUGAGAAUAGAAUAUAAAAACCACAAAAAAUUUGAAGAAUGGGUUGGGAAGAGAGGAAAAUUUUGAAUUUUUUCUGGUAAAAAUGCUGUUAUAAACCAACCUUCAUGUUGUGGUGAGAGAGAUUUUGAAAGGCAUAUAUAUAGCUGUUGUAGUAUUUUUGAUAACGGACUUCAACAUAAAUCCUUUCUCGUUACAUCAGAUGGGGGGCUUCUUUAUUAAAAGGAAAGAUGGGCAUGGAUUUUCAA